CGACAGCUGCGAUGUUGGGAAGGCCCUCGAGUCCUGAAGAGCGCACGCGCGAGCGCGCUCCUGCGUCCCCGGAGCCGGCUGGGUGUUCGGCGCAUGCGCGCGGCGUGCGUGCCGCUCCGCCGACUCGAGAGGCCGGACAUGACACCUGUAGCACAGCAAGGUCAUGGGGUCUCAGCAUUCCGCGGCCGCUCGCCCCGCCUCCUGCAGGCAAAAGCAAGAAGAUGACACGGAGGAUUUGCUGGCUGAACGAGAGCAGGAGGAAGCCAUUGCCCAGUUCCCAUACGUGGAAUUCACGGGGAGAGAUAGCAUCACCUGUCUUACCUGCCAGGGGACAGGAUACAUUCCAACAGAGCAAGUAAAUGAGUUGGUGGCUUUGAUCCCACACAGUGAUCAGAGAUUGCGGCCUCAGCGAACGAAGCAGUACGUCCUCCUGUCCGUCCUGCUUUGUCUCCUGGCGUCUGGUUUGGUGGUUUUCUUCCUGUUUCCACAUUCGGUCCUUGUGGAUGAUGACGGCAUCAAAGUGGUGAAAGUCACAUUUAACAAACAAGACUCCCUUGUCGUUCUCACCAUCACGGCCACCCUGAAAAUCAGGAACUCCAACUUCUACCCCGUGGCAGUGACCAGCCUGUCCAGCCAGAUUCAGUACAUGAACACAGUGGUCGGUACAUAUGUGACUACCAACGUCUCCCUCAUUCCACCUCGGAGUGAGCAACUGGUGAAUUUUACCGGGAAGGCUGAGAUGGGAGGACCGUUUUCCUAUGUGUACUUCUUCUGCACGGUUCCUGACAUCCUGGUGCACAACAUCGUGAUCUUCAUGCGAACUUCAGUGAAGAUUUCAUACAUUGGCCUCAUGACCCAGAGCUCUCUGGAGACACAUCACUAUGUGGAUUGUGGAGGAAAUUCCACAGCUAUUUAACAACUGCUGCUGGUUCUUCCACAGCACCUGCAGAAGAGAGCACAGCAUCUGUUUCCAAGGCCCGAGUUCCAUACCUACCCCCAGGUGGUGUAAGCAGAGGAGGAAUUGGUUCACUUAGCUCCCAGCAAGCAUCCUCCUGCCACUUGGGAGGAAACACCUCUCUAUGGUACCAUUUAUGUUUCUCAGAACCAGCAGAAUCACUGCCCAGUGCCUAGCCUGUGCCCAGCAAAUAGUUGGCGCUCAGUAAAGGUUUCCAGAAUUUAAUACGGAUCUUUUCAGCUGUUCUUAGGGCAUUAUAAAUGGGAACCAUAACUUGGUUCUCCAUUGAUUGGGGCCUGGUUAUCAAACCAUGGAGUGACCUGGAGCUAGGACUGAGUGACCUGCAGGCCAUUAUCAGUGCCUCACCUGUGCAGAAGUGGUGGCAGAAAGGGACCAUCUGAAUACCUAAGAGAAAACAGACCCAUUGAAGGUGUGAAUUUGUUCCAUCUGUUCCCAGAGGCCUGGGAGCUUUUCAAAAGGAAAGAAAAUCGUGUGUUGGCUUUUUUUUUUUUUUUUUGUAGAAAGUUAGAAUUGUUUUUACCAAGAGUCUAUAUGGGCUUGAUUCACCCUUCAUCCAUUGUUUGGAACAUGGAUUGGGGAUUUGAUAGAAAAAUAAACCCUGCUUUUGAUUCA
Callithrix jacchus (white-tufted-ear marmoset) is the source of this 1588-nucleotide messenger RNA. RefSeq names its product transmembrane protein 106C (gene TMEM106C). The record is from RefSeq and is a predicted model, not a curated record. NCBI's taxonomy places the organism in Eukaryota, Metazoa, Chordata, Mammalia, Primates, Cebidae.